Molecule: messenger RNA, 457 nt
Organism: Amoebophrya sp. A25
Lineage: Eukaryota; Dinophyceae; Syndiniales; Amoebophryaceae
Source: the annotation of a GenBank genome assembly
UACUCAAAUUGUAGUCGUGAACGCUCACCUAUCCGAGGCGAGCCAAUUCCUAUCCUAUCCUAUGCUUGAAGUGUAGUUGCAGUUGCGCGCUUCGUUACAACUUCUCAGCAGUGGCCUACUGAUGAAGCAGAAGAUUGAAGUAGUCUACUGUUGAAGUUUCGCGCUCUUGUCCCUGCGCCGCAAGCUUUUCCGAACUUUCGAGGGCGACCAGCCUGGUAUUUUGCCGCCGUGACAUGGUCAGCAGAUUCGACAUGGACAAAUGUCGUGCCUAUACGCUUACCUUGUCGCAGGUGAGCUAACUCCUAUCCUAUCCUAAAUGUCUUUAAAGUCGUGUCAGUCAUUUUUAUCUUCUGGAUUCAUUUCGGGGCCGAGGUCGGAACACGACCCCCAUCUAGUUCUAGAUCUAGUAAUCUCUUUGAAAUCUAAUCUGAUUUUUUCUGGCAUGGCCUAUCAAUGA